This is a messenger RNA of Oryzias melastigma (Indian medaka), 3873 nucleotides long. RefSeq names its product transcription factor E2F3. The record is from RefSeq and is a predicted model, not a curated record. Gene Ontology annotation, biological process: regulation of transcription by RNA polymerase II. Gene Ontology annotation, molecular function: protein dimerization activity; RNA polymerase II cis-regulatory region sequence-specific DNA binding; DNA-binding transcription factor activity, RNA polymerase II-specific. The transcript is spliced from 8 exons. Lineage: Eukaryota; Metazoa; Chordata; Actinopteri; Beloniformes; Adrianichthyidae. Gene Ontology annotation, cellular component: RNA polymerase II transcription regulator complex. The coding region runs from base 305 to 1636 and encodes 443 amino acids.
UGAAAAUUCCCCGGGAAAUCUGAGUUUCGCGGGAGGGCUCUUGAGCGCGUAAACCGUAUCCCUUCAUUCAUCAGGCCGUUUCCUGAAGCCAUUUCUAGUCGGUGGAAACGAGAGUUGCGCUACUUUUAAAUCCGUUGCAUCUGCCUAAAUGCACCUUUCUAAGGAAAAUUUAUUUUUAAAAGUCGAUCAUUUAGACGUUCAUCUACACUUUGGUGUGAUUAUUUUUGUAACCAUUGCGACGGAUUAGCGGCCGCACGGGCUUAAAAGUUGAGAGACGAGAGAGGGGUUACCCUGCAUACGCAAGAUGAGAAGAGGGAUCUCCUCGGCUCCGGACAAAGUGAUUUUAGCAGAGGUCGCGGGUUCUCCUCUGGACAGUAAUAUAAUUUUAACAGCUCUUACGGAUCGUUUGAACGCCGGUCAAUCCAACGCUACGUAUAUCCAAAUAAUAACCACCCCACCGCCUUGCAACGUUACACAGACACCAAAUGUGUGUUUAUCCGAGCCUCAGGUUAACAACAUUUACACAACUCCACAACAAGCCGCGGCAAACGGAGCAGGACAACGGCCAGCUCUGGGGAGACCACCGGCAAAGAGGCGGUUGGCUCUCGAUGAUUCAGACCACCAGUACCAGUCAGAACCAGCCAGAACACCACGUGGUAGAGGAGGAGCCCCGGCGGCCAACGGGACACGGAUAAAGACCCCCAGAACACCAAAGUCUCCACCAGAAAAGACUCGCUAUGACACUUCCUUGGGCUUGCUAACAAAGAAGUUUGUGGACCUGCUUGCUCAGUCGUCUGAUGGUGUUUUGGACCUAAACCUUGCAGCUGAGACCUUACAGGUACAAAAACGGAGGCUCUACGAUAUUACUAAUGUACUAGAAGGUAUUCAUCUGAUCAAGAAGAAAUCCAAAAACAACAUUCAGUGGAUGGGCUGCAGUCUGCUGGAGGUUGAAGGGGCUCUGAGCCAGAGACAAAGACUGACAGCAGAAGUUUCUGCUCUCGGCGAAGAGGAGCAACGACUCGAGCAACUCAUCCAGAGAUGCACCCAGGAUAUGAGGCACAUGAGCGAGUUGCCCAUCAACCAAAAAUAUGCUUAUGUGUCGUAUCAAGACAUCAAACAGGUUGGGAGCCUGAGAGACCAAACUGUGAUUGUCAUCAAGGCGCCUACAGACACCAAGCUGGAGGUCCCAGACCCUGAUGAGAGUUUAUCCAUCCACCUGACCAGCACCAAAGGCCCAAUAGAAGUCCUGCUGUGCACUGAAGAGAACGACAUCAGAAGUCCUGUGAAAAACGGCGGCGCAGACAUCAACGGGAACUCACCCUUCCUUAAAGUUGUUCAAGAUAUCAACUGCAUGACGUCUCCCAGCACCUUCCUGUCUCCAGCAGCCUCCUCUUCCAACGCCGUAUCUGUCACCACCCUCUCCCCCAUCUCGUCCCCUUACACCAGUCUACUGCAGCAGACGGAAGACCAGAUCCCAUCAUCCUUAGGCCCUUUCUUGAACCUUGAACCCCCCAUUCUGGAACAAGACGAAUACUUGUUGGGUCUGGAGGACGACCAGGGAAUAAGCGACUUAUUUGACGCUUGUGACUUUGACAAAAUGCCCUCGCUCGGCUUGGACGACCUUCUGUGCAGCUAGCAUUGGCUUAAACAAAACAAAAAAAAAAGAAAAAAAAUGGAGAUGAUACACAGGGAGCUGAGCGCCAUGUUUUCCAUGAUGUUUCCCUGCUGUUUUACACAUGUGGUAGAAUGUCUGAGGAAAGGAGAGCAUUCUUUUAGUUUGUGACAGUUUAUGUCACUGAAAACAACUGUUUUCCACUCCCCCACAUCACUCGGCGUUGCACAGGUUUAGAUUUGGCAUGGCAGAAUGAUCACUCAAAAUAAAAUAUGAAGAGCAGGAAAACCUCUGUAGGUGUCUCUACUUCAAAAUAAUCGUUUUUGUGCAAAAACGAUCAGCUGUUCUGUGCUCCUGCCAUGUGCUGUGGAGAAGAAUUGUUUUAAUCUGGUUACACCAAUGAUCUGUGAUUGAAGGCUUAUUCUGUUAUUUGCUUAUUAUUAGGCUUAUUUGUGUGCAAAAUGUAGAAAAAAAAAAUACUACAAAAUGUAAAAAAAUAUAUAUGAAAAAAAGAAAACUGUUUAGCACGCAUUGUUUAUGAAUGCAGGUAAUGAACGGUUAUGUUUGGAGGGCAGAGGUUUCAGAAAAACACCACACAAGAGUAAAUUAUAGAUGUGUGCUUUAAAUUAUUAGAUUUUUAUUUGAAGCACAGAUAGUCGAUGCUCUUUAACCACAAAAGUGGCCAUUUUUUAGUGGAUUAGUCCUAAAAGUCAAAACUUCUGUGCAAUGAUGGAGGAAGUUUGCUUAGUUUAUAGCAGAAAAAAGCCAUCUUCCCCCUCUCCUGAUGAUGUAUGAACAUCCUCUCAUACUUUCAUAAUUAAGGCCUGUUGCCAUGACGUCACUUUGCGUAAUGCUGCGAAGAAGUGUGCCCCUUUUGUUUUUACAUUUGUUUGAAAUUAAAGGCAUUUUAUAAUCUUAAGCUAAAACGAAGGAUAGCCGCUAAAAGAGACUUUUAAUUUAAGUACGAGUUAUUUUGAGAAUUUAAGGGGUUUUGUAAAAGAAGGUGAGGGUGUAACACGUCACAGGUAAUUUUUCUGCUGCUAGUAACUUUUACCCAACUCAAUUGGUGUGCGCUUGAGCUGUUUGUGUGUAUGUGUGUGAGGGCGUGAAGGGUGACUAAGUUAUAUCAGCUCCAGCUUGCAGAGUCAGCCAGCCUGUAAGUUGAUGUACAGUUUUUUUUAUUUUUCCAAUGCACAUGGUACUAUAGGCUACCUCUCACUAAAUGUUUAGCAGCAGUUAGUGUGUACAGGUCAAUGCCAUUAGGAGAGACUCUCAAGCCCCUCCCCCUUUUUUCAUAGAUUGUGCUUAUUAUUACCUGUGAUGUUAGGAUUUACACCCAAGUGUAAGAAAGAGCAUGUAAACCCCUAGUCACAUUGUUUUAUUUGAUUUAUUAUUUUUGGGAAGGAUGGCAAAAAUCUAAUGUGUUGCAAUUAGUUCCUAAGAAAUUUCAUUUUUUUUUGUCUGCGCAGAUGCAAUUUUUUUUAUGUUUCUAAAAACAAGCUAAAAUGUGUCUAAAAAAAUCUAAUUUUGUUCAUUAAAAGGACCCUAUUAUUUCAUGGAGCAAGAACCAGUUAAACAAAAUUUAGUGUCCUCGUUUAUGGUCGUUUUCUUUCCCCCCUUACAAACAUAACGUGUGUUUUUUAGGUUUAAGAUGCAUUUUUUCCCCCUGUCUUGUUCUUAGACUUCAGUGCCACGCUUCACCACUUGUGUAGACACAACUCUCUGCCCUUUAUUUCAAGCAACCAGAAUCUUAUUGAAAUAUUUUUGGGGUGGAAAUGGGAAUUUUUGGAACGAUUGUACUGUUUUUUCACAGAUUUUCAAUGGAAUGUUUAAAUUUUUUAAUACACCACUAAAGCUAGUGUUUUAUAUCAUGAGUGAGUUGAUGUUUCUGCUUGUUUUUCUAUUGUAUGACUGUUGCAAGGAGCUUUGUGGCGGUGAAAGAAGACUCCCGGGCUUUUGUUGUGGAGUUUGCAUGCAUUUCCUGGGUACUCAGGCUUCCUCUCGCAGUCCACAAGCGUGUGUGAUAAAGUUGAUUGUGUAGUCAGAGUUGUGAGCGUGUGUGGUUGUUGGUCUCUGUGUGGCCUUCUGAUGGAUUUGGUGUCAGUGACGGCUGGAAUCUGCUGUCCUGCUGAACACUUAGGUGGCUAUAGAAUAAAAUGUUUAUAUUUGGGCUUUAGAACUUGCAUAAACUCAGUAUUAGGCUAAACUCAAUUAUGUGUAAUUUGAACUGAAAUAGCUUUGACGAAAACCUGUACCAAGCC